AACAAUAACAACAGAGAAUCGAAAAAUUACAAGAAAAAUUUUAAAAAGUGGAUAAAUCAAUGUAAAAUCAUGACGGUCACAAAUCGUCGUCGUAUCACAACACUCUCGAACAAUCGAAUCACGCCGCAAUUCAACAAUAUUCCCGACCAGGCCGAACAAAUCGCCUCAGCAGACUAUCCCAAUGACGAUUAUUUUCCGUUCCCAAAGCACUUGCCAUUUCCCCAAGUCCCGCACAAUUCGGAGCUCUUCAAUGAGUUUUAUUUGUUCGUUUUCUCAAUCAUGUGUGCGGCAUUGCAGUUUAUUCAUCUCUACCGAACAACCUUUUGGCUCGAACAAAGUUCCAGCACCACUGUCAACUUUUACUUGAUCGAUAAGUAUUUGGUGUACUUCAUUUUUGUCAUCAGUUCCCGCAGAUUGUUCUAUUGCCUGCUGGAACGUGGAUGCGAUUUUAUUUGUGCAAAGCGAAAAAUCACCUUGGAACAGUCGACUCUCAAUUACAUUAAAUAUUCAUAUUUUACAGUUCUUGUAUUUUUGUUGCUAGCAUGCAGCUUUAAAAUUUUCCAAAAAUACAGUCUGCUUUACAUCAUUUGUUUAUCGUAUCCACUGAUUUUGUACAUUUUUAUUUUUCGGCUGAAAAUCGAUCCGUUUUUGAAAAUUAAUUACGCUUCGGAUAAUCUCACAAUAAUGAAUGAUUUUCCAGUUCACAGUUGUUCAAUAAACGCUCAUACCAUUCGGACUGAAAUUGAGGCACUUAAGAAUGACUUCAAUAAUCGUUUUAAGCAAGUUGUUUUCACGUCCGUGUUGAACGCUUACUACGCUGGAUUUAUCCCCCUUUGUUUCGUUAAUCGGCACCUGUACUUUGAUAAAUUAUGGGCAACACAACAUCUGACUUUCGCUUUUCUUGGAGCUUUUACAACAUCACUGGCUUAUUGCUUUCCCGUGAGAUACAGUGAUGUCUUGCAUAGAGCUAGUUUGCAUUUGGGAGUCUGGAACAAAACAUCGACGAGAAAUCAUCCGCCACCGAUUCCAUGGAAUAAGUCUAUAAUAUGGUCUUUUGGCUCAUAUGUGAAAUUUUCUGGCGAAGUGUAUCGAUCAAAUUCCUAUUCAACAUGUGCAACUCCCGCAAACAAUAGUCAUUAUAGGUUUUAUACAAUUUUUAAAAAUCCAUCAAAUAUUUACUCAAUCAUGGCCACGAUACAGGCAAUUAUUGUCGUUAUCCAACUCUUAAUGCUGAUAACGUGUUCGGAAUGGCCCGUAGUUUUAUCGCUCAGCUUUCUUAUAUUGUUUAAUUUUUACACUUUAUUCAAACUUUUACGAGACUUUUUAGUUGCAAAAAGUAUUUAUUCAGCGGAAACAGCAGUCAAUGAAAAAUUGAGGAAUGGAAACACGUGAAUUUUCUAAUUAUUUUUAUUGUUAAAUAUUUUUAAAAAAUAAAGA
Culicoides brevitarsis is the source of this 1437-nucleotide messenger RNA. RefSeq names its product transmembrane protein 39A. Gene Ontology annotation, cellular component: membrane. The transcript has 5 exons. Lineage: Eukaryota; Metazoa; Arthropoda; Insecta; Diptera; Ceratopogonidae. Bases 70 to 1392 code for a protein of 440 amino acids. The record is from RefSeq and is a predicted model, not a curated record.